This is a messenger RNA of Saccharomycopsis crataegensis, 1401 nucleotides long. It is a transcript of the gene PFK27, whose product is annotated as 6-phosphofructo-2-kinase. Gene Ontology annotation, cellular component: cytosol. The record is from RefSeq and is a predicted model, not a curated record. NCBI's taxonomy places the organism in Eukaryota, Fungi, Ascomycota, Saccharomycetes, Ascoideales, Saccharomycopsidaceae. Gene Ontology annotation, molecular function: ATP binding; fructose-2,6-bisphosphate 2-phosphatase activity; 6-phosphofructo-2-kinase activity. The transcript has a single exon. Bases 1 to 1401 code for a protein of 466 amino acids. Gene Ontology annotation, biological process: fructose 2,6-bisphosphate metabolic process; fructose metabolic process.
AUGUCUGCCGGUAUCAGAAAGACGUUCUCGGAGUUUUUCAACGAAUCCCCGUUGAUCUCCAGAACCAAUUCCGUCGAGUUUGACACCGAUUACUACCCACAACGUUUCCCGGUUAAAGGACUAUCGUAUUCUUCGCUAAAUGAUUCCUUGCUCAUUAUACUCGUUGGAUUGCCUGCCUGUGGCAAAAGCACCAUCGCUAAAUACUUGAUCAAACAUCUCCAGGCCCAUAAUUAUCCGUACUCGAAAAUAUACAACGCUGGUAACGUCCGAAGGAACCACUUAAGUCCGAUCGCUUCCCUCGACAACAGAAACCCCCCAAACCCAACCCCCACCAGUUCUUUCUUUAAGAAAGAUGGUGAACAAUUAAGAGACGAGUUCGCGUUUAUCGCGUUUGAAAAAUGUCUACUGGACUUGUUCAACCACCAAAUCAACGUGGCGGUAUUCGAUGCUACGAACUCGACCGCUCAAAGAAGAAGCAGGUUGAACUUCAUCAUCAACCUCUACCUACGCAAAAUAAAUUCCCUCGUCUCGUCGUCACCCUGCAAUUUAAAAGUAUUGUUAUUGGAUAUCAAAUGUACAAACCCAAAAUAUUGGAAAUUCAACAUGGAAUUGAAAGUGUCGUUUAGCCCAGACUACACCAACUCUUCUUCUUCCAAUUUUGCCAACCACAACGCAAAAUUGAAGGAUUUUGUGCAACGAACUGAAUAUUAUAUUGAAAACUAUGAACCAGUCACCUCCACUGAAUUGGACCAAUACGGCUGGGAUUAUAUAACCAUUGACAACUGCGGCGAAUAUGUCAACCAUAGAAGUUACGAUGUGAAAAAUCAUUAUAAAUUGAAUGCGGCCGAAGCUUCAGGAAAGUACAAUAAUUCUCAUAAGAAUGAUAUGGUUUCCGAGAAGCUCGUGUCCAGAUUAGAACUUGAGCAAAAACUCCUACUGAUUAAUAGUUCGGUUCGUGAUGAAAAAGACAUCCCCAAACAACUACCAUGCAGCAGCGAUGAAAAAGACGACAGUGAGAAAGAAAACGAUGACACCUUAUCAUUCAGUGCUCCUGAAAUAAGCAAAAACGGCCUAGUUAUGACACCUUCAUCUUCGUUAUCAUCAACCUCCACAUAUAUGGAGCCUAAUAAUAAUAAUAAUAAUGGUCCGAAUCAAGCCAUGAAGACGGUUUAUGAAUUUACAGAAAAUUAUCUCAAAUCUCAAGGCACCAGUUAUAUCGCCAAGGCCAAGAACUUUUGUAGCGACAAAACUCAGAUCAUUUUGACAAAUGGUAUACUGGCCGGUGCCUACGGUGACCAGUCAAAUGAGGCAAUAGGUGUUGAGGAAAUGGACGAGAAGAUUUUUUCGAUAAUAUUCAGUAACCCGAAUCAUAAAAAGAAAAUCUUCCAGUCUGUUUGCUGA